CACACACACACACACACACACACACACACACACACACUACACACCAUUAUUACAAACAGAAUAGUAUUCAUACACCAGACAGACAUAAGCGUGUUCUUAUUUAACAAUAACAGAUGACAUUGUUAGGUGUACCUCACAUUUUUUUUAGUUCUAUCUUAACAGCUGAUGUAAUGCCUGCUAUAGAAAUAUACACUUUAAGUAAAUCAAGUUAAAGAUAUCUAUCUGCAUAGAUAUGCAUAGAUAUAACACUAAAACACACAUUAUCUUCCAUAAUUAAGUCAGAAGCGACAAAUGAAUAAUGCUCUUAAAACCUGUAAUAAUUACUUCUGCCACAAGAGGGCAGAAUAUUGACUUCAAUUAACAUCUUGACAACAUUAUUAGUGAAAGAAUCUUGAUGUUAUCAAAAGUUUCUAAAAUGUUGACCCUGUUCUUUAUUCUGAAAUAUAUUUUGCAAUGUAAAUCUCGAUAUCUUAAAGGUGUGUGGACAUAAACCACAGGUUGUGUGAGUUUCAAUUCACCUUUUUAUACUGUAUUUAACAUUAUUUUUAUUUUCUUUCUUUCCCCAAUCUUGUUCAUAUGGACUACCAAUGAAAACACUGUUGUUUAUACUAAUGCUCCGUUCAAGUGCUCCUCGGAUGCUCGGACUCUCAAGAAGAGAGUCCAGAUAUCCGAGAGUCGUGAUGCAGCGUGAAGAAGAGGCGACUGUAGAUGUGCAGUUUACAGAUUUACCAAACGCCCUGAUCGCCUGCAAAGUCCCAGAGGAUUUAUUCAAUGAAGGCAGCCUGAAGGCCAGUUUCGAAGCCUUGUUUCGCUCCUUCGAUCCCGAGGUGCAGUUCCAGUACUUCAAGUCGUUCCGGCGAGUCAGGAUCAGCUUCAGUGACGCUCUGGCUGCAGCCGAGGCCAGACUCCGACUCCACAAGACCGACUUUAACGGCAAAGAGAUGAGACUUUACUUUGCCCAGUCUGUGCACAUAGGGAGUCCUCGUCUGGAGCCCCCCAAACCCGACAAGCAGUUCCUGAUCUCGCCCCCUGCCUCCCCUCCGGUUGGCUGGGAACAAUCUCUGGACGCAAAGCCAGUCGUCAACUACGACCUGCUGUGUGCCAUCUCAAAGCUAGGACCAGGGGAAAAGUACGAGCUCCACACUGCCACACCCACCACCCCGAGCGUGGUCGUCCACGUCUGUGAGGAUGAGCGCGGCGACAGCUCGGCCCCGGACGACAGCGACCAAGACGACAAACCCCGCUCGCCUCGUCCCAAGAUCAUCCAGACGCGACGUCCCGACUACACAGCCGGCGUGGAGCAGUGAGCGACAACCCAGAAAGAGGACGCAUCCAUCGUGACGGCUGUAACAUUUCAUCCUGAAGUGAUUUGACGAGAGCUGAACACGCUCUCAGAGCUAUGAGGGAGGUUUGGGGACUUUUGGAAGCCGCCUGAGGGUGCUGCGAUGUCCUGUAGACGAGCAUUUCAUAAGACGGAGAGAAAACGUGCUGCAUUCAUGUUCAGUGGGAAAGAGAGGAAAAACAAAAUUCCAAGUGGAAACAUAGAGUUCAGUUUAGCCAUCAGCGUGUAAAUUGAGGUUUGGGUAUUAAACUGAUGGAAAUAUGUGUUUAGCAGUGUACAAAAUAAUGCAUACUAAUGUUAGAGUUGUAGAGUAAUGAGAGGGAGGAGACUAUACUGGAUUCUUGGUUGAAUAGUUAUCUUGUAAAAAAGAAAAAUAUCAUGAUUAAGUGUGUCAGAAGCAAAUGAAGACUGUACACAACAAACAACGUGAUUGAGAUGUUGGUUAUUCCCACAUGACAUGAAUGCAGCAUCAUUCUGACAAGUCUCGUCCCCUCGUGAAGAAUGUGGGACCGAAAAAAGGAAAACGACUUUUGGCGACUUUCAGUUUAAUUCUUCAGACUGUUUUUGAUUUUUUGCUAGGGUGCUACAUGUGUGUGUGUGUGUGUGUGUGUGUGUGUGUGUGUGUGUGUGUGUGUGUGUGUGUGUGUGUGUGUGAGAUUCAGCUGUAGAGUUUACACACGGCUGGCAGGUGCUCUUUCACAUCUUGAGCCUGCCAUGUCGGCGCUGCAGCUCCCUGUUACUCUUCACUGCUGUUUGAUGUCAGCUGUUCUGUGGUGGUGGACGUGUAGUCAAGUCAAAGCCCACCUUGCUCACAUUUGUCUCCACUGAAACAUGAUUCAAAGUGAGGAGACCUGAUGUGUUGUUUCUGUAAAGACGUCUAACAGUGUUAUUCUGGGGUUCUUUCAGUUUUCUACUCUGCCUGUCUGUCUGUGUUUGGAUUGUAGUGUUGAAAAUAACUGUUUGACAUUUAAUGGAGCAAAAGUACUCAAGGCUUUUUUUUAUUAUUAUUUCUGAAUGUAAAAUACACCCAUAGCUCUCUGGAAACGAGGGCUUCAACUCCACCAACCAUGGUAUGAUGUCUGUUUAAAACAAAAAGGAAAGGAAACAGGGUUUACUAGUAUUCAGAAAGAAAAGUCUGCCAAUUUGAAGCACUGUGUCUUAGCCUGUGACUCAGGGCUGUGUCGGCCCGCUCAUCAGUUUCCUGUUGUAUCGGGAGCAUUUGUUUGUUUUUUAGUGUGUCACCUGUGCUUCAUGCCUGUUUGAAGCGUUUUGUGUGGGAUCUAGAGGUGCCCCAAUGAUAUUUUUCCUGCUACCUUAAAAAAUGAAAGAAAGAAAAUGACUGGUUUAAAUGCUUAGUAAAUCUUUAGGCCCUGACAAUAACAGGAAAACAUUUCAGGACAUCCUGCUCCUGUAUCCCACACAUGCCCCUAACAGAAGAUCAACCAAAGUAUCAAAGACAACAAAAUAAGAGUAACAGCCUCUCUUCACGUAUGAAGAUUUCACCAGUUUCUCACUCGUCCAUCCCGAGCCGCUCGUUGCUGCUGCGUCCUCACAUCAGAUCAUCCUGACUUGUUGCAGAAUUUGACAUCGGGGCUGAUCGAUAAAAUAGGAAUGAAAAAUGCUUUCACACAUUCAACUCACACUCACUUGAUGUUUUAGGAGUGCACUGUGUGUGUGUGUGUGUGUGUGUGUGUGUGUGUGAGAGAGAAGAUCUAACAAAAUGACUGACAGAACCGAAAAAGAAAUCUGAAAUUAGAUUGAAUAGAAAAAGGUUUCCUGUGACGCGUCUCUGUGUGGUGGAAACUGUGGUGAGGGGUUUAAAUUACAGGGUGUGGGUGCUUUUUUUAAUGAAGAGGAGGAAACCUCUUAACAAUAGUUUCUGUUAGCAUCACAUGCUAUUGUCCAUAGCUCUGUCGUUAGCUUUACACGCGAGGUGUGCAGGCGUGUGUGUUUCAUUAAGAUCUUCUGAUGUGUUCCUUCCAUCUGUUUAGCUUUGAGAUAAAUCUCACACUCAUCGCCCCCGUCUAAUAUUACAUUACCUUAAACUUGCUCCUGUAGUUUUAUUUUCCUGGUGGGUGGCGGCAGCAACUUUUUAUGGAGCAGAGAGUAUACUAGCAAAUGAAGAGACAUGAAAGUGCCACUUCAAAUGGGUUGAAAGUGAAAGAAGCUGCUGAUUUUGCAGAUGCAACAUCAGCCACACUAAACGAUACAUCCCUGCAGAAUGUAAAAAAAAUAAAUAAAAAAAAGCCUCUUGUAUCUAGAUGUGAGAAAAUGUGGUUAUUGCAUUAAUUUGUAGCUAAUAAUUGUUGCUUUUGUUUGAUAGGAUUUUCAUUGAAGAGGAUUAUUGCAUGUUGGAUAGUGGAAGCAGCACUGUGAAGCACAUGAUGCACUGCCAGAAAGCUCACCUGUCCCAUGUUAGAGGACUGGAGGUUACAUAAGGCUGUCAGUUUAGCUACUUUUUUACUACUACUGCUGUGUGAUUCAUUCAUGUUUGGACAAAAAGAGUGAUUAACAUCAUUGAAGUACCAUGAAAUAAAGAUUGAACCAUGUUAA
This is a messenger RNA of Labrus bergylta (ballan wrasse), 3895 nucleotides long. RefSeq names its product calcipressin-1. Gene Ontology annotation, molecular function: calcium-dependent protein serine/threonine phosphatase regulator activity; nucleic acid binding. Gene Ontology annotation, biological process: calcium-mediated signaling. NCBI's taxonomy places the organism in Eukaryota, Metazoa, Chordata, Actinopteri, Labriformes, Labridae. The record is from RefSeq and is a predicted model, not a curated record. Gene Ontology annotation, cellular component: nucleus; cytoplasm.